AUGGGGCCUCUCACAAAGUUUGUUGUUGUUAUCUUACUCACUUUGGUUGUGAGUAUCCGAGCUGAGGAACUCAAAUCCUCAACAGCUUGUGAUUUUCCAGCUAUAUUCAACUUUGGUGAUUCCAAUUCAGAUACUGGCUGCAUGGCAGCAGCAUUUUACCCUAUGGCUUCUCCUUCUGGUGAGACUUUCUUCCAUGAGCCUGCAGGCAGAGCUUCUGAUGGCCGUCUUAUUAUAGAUUUCGUUGCCAAGCACCUCGGUUUCCCAUACUUGAGUGCAUACAUAAACUCAAUUGGAACAAGUUAUAGGCACGGUGCAAACUUCGCUGCAGGAUCGUCAACCAUUAGGCGGCAAAACAAAACCUUCUUUGAUGGCGGUAGUCCUUUCGUUCUUGAAAUCCAAAUUGAACAGUUUAACCAGUUUAAAGCACGCACUGGGAAGUUCUUCACGCAAGCAAAGAAUAAUUCAUACAGAAAACACUUUCCGAGGCCAGAGGAGUUUGCCAAUGCUAUCUACACAAUUGAUAUUGGGCAAAAUGAUAUUGCUGCUGCUCUUCAAAACGUAGGAGGGGAAGAUUCUCAAGCAGUGAUCUUAGACAUUGUGGAAUAUUUUUCAAACCAAGUUCAAAAUUUAUAUGGACUUGGAGCAAGGACAUUUUGGAUACAUAACACAGGUCCCAUUGGUUGCUUGCCAGUGGCCAUGCCCAUGCACAAUGCAAAUAAUUAUACUCCAGUGGCUGGUUAUCUAGAUCAAAACGGCUGUGUCAAUUAUCAAAACGACAUGGCCAAAGAGUUUAAUAAAGAGCUCAAGAAUAUAGUGGUCAAACUAAGGGCAAUGUUCCCUGAUGCUUCAUUAACAUAUGUGGACAUGUUCUCUGCUAAGUAUGAACUAAUCAGCAAUGCUAAUAAAGAAGGAUUCGUUGACCCUUCAAAUAUCUGUUGUGGGUAUCAUGAGGAUGGUUACCACGUGUACUGUGGGAACAAAGCAAUGAUUAAUGGUAAAGAAAUAUUUGCUGGUUCAUGUGAAGAUCCAUCGAAGUACAUUAGUUGGGAUGGUGUGCACUACACUGAGGCCGCAAAUCGCUGGAUUGCCACUCGAAUACUCAAUGGUUCAUUUUCAGAUCCACAAGUUCCCAUUGCACACUCAUGUCAAAUAACCCAUUAA
Molecule: messenger RNA, 1161 nt
Organism: Gastrolobium bilobum
Lineage: Eukaryota; Viridiplantae; Streptophyta; Magnoliopsida; Fabales; Fabaceae
Product: GDSL esterase/lipase At5g14450-like
Exons: 5
Coding region: 1-1161 (386 amino acids)
Molecular function (GO): hydrolase activity, acting on ester bonds
Source: RefSeq, a predicted model, not a curated record